Messenger RNA from Diospyros lotus (date-plum), 1281 nucleotides. RefSeq lists its product as uncharacterized. NCBI's taxonomy places the organism in Eukaryota, Viridiplantae, Streptophyta, Magnoliopsida, Ericales, Ebenaceae. The transcript has a single exon. The coding region runs from base 1 to 1281 and encodes 426 amino acids. The record is from RefSeq and is a predicted model, not a curated record.
AUGGGUUGGAGGAAUCAUCCUAAUUUCUCUUAUGGUAAUACUCAGAACAUACAAAAUCCACCAAGACAAGGGCGACCACAGGGGGAAAAAGGAGGAUGGGAAGAAGCGGUUUCGAAGCUUCAAGAACGAAGUGACCGGACUGACGCAGCUAUUAAGAAUAUUGAAAAUCAAAUCGGGCAACUAGCAAAAAUCCUAAUAGAGAGACAACUGGGCACUUGGCCUAGCAACACCGAGGUAAACCCAAAGGAGCAAGUAAAUGCAAUCACAACAAGGAGCGGGGUACAACUCCCGAAAAUUCAUGUUAAGAGGCCCGGAGUUGUGAAAGAGACUACAAAAGUUCAAGAGACAGCAACUGAAUCAAAUAAGUCCAAAGCUCCAAAUAAUCAAGAAAAACUAGAAGUUUCAGCCAAACAAAGGCUCCAAGAGAAGGUGAUGCCACUACCAGUAAGGCCAUAUGUCCCUCCGAUUCCAUUCUGUCAAAGGUUGCGUAAGCACAAGAUGGAUAAGCAAUUUGAGAAGUUUUUGGAGGUAUUCAAGAAACUUCAUAUUAAUAUACCGUUUGCGAAUGCCUUAGCCCAAAUGCCCAGCUAUGCAAAGUUCAUGAAGGAGAUCCCUUCGAAUAAGAGAAGGUUGGAUGAGCAUGAGACCGUCAUGUUGACAAAAGAGAGCAGUGCUAUAUUGCAAAAUAAGUUACCACCAAAAUUGAAGGAUCCAGGGAGUUUCACUAUCCCUUAUACUAUUGGUAGUUUAUAUUUUGAACAAGCCUUAUGUGAUUUGGGUGCUAGUAUUAAUUUAAUGCCUUAUUCUAUUUUCAGGGAACUUGGGCUAGGAGAAGCAAAGCCUACAAGGAUGUCAUUGCAAUUGGCAGAUAGAUCGGUCAAACAUCCACGCAGAAUCGUCGAAGACAUCUUGGUGAAAGUGGAUAAAUUUAUAUUCCCUGCUGAUUUCGUCAUCUUGGAUAUGGGAGAAGAUAGGGAUGUUCCACUCAUAUUGGGGCGACCUUUCUUAGCCACGGGACGAGCCCUCAUUGAUGUGCAGAAGGGACAAUUAAUGUUAAGGCUGAAUGAGGAGCAAAUCACUUUCAAUGUGUUUAAGGCACUCAAACUACCUAGCUCAUCAGAUUCGUGCUUCCAGAUAGAUAUUAUGGAUAGAGAAGUAGAGGAAUUUUUCAAAUUGGAGCAUCCAGCAGAUCCUUGGGAGGCAUGCAUCAUGCACUCACAAGAUGAAAAUUCAAUUUCAACUACCAUCGUGUGCAGUAUUUGCAGGGCUCAAAACCCAUGA